Messenger RNA from Limanda limanda (common dab), 2967 nucleotides. Its product is annotated as inactive dipeptidyl peptidase 10-like. The coding region runs from base 39 to 2420 and encodes 793 amino acids. Gene Ontology annotation, molecular function: dipeptidyl-peptidase activity; serine-type peptidase activity. Gene Ontology annotation, biological process: proteolysis. Lineage: Eukaryota; Metazoa; Chordata; Actinopteri; Pleuronectiformes; Pleuronectidae. The transcript is spliced from 26 exons. The record is from RefSeq and is a predicted model, not a curated record.
GGAUCCAGGCCGAGCAUCGAACCCGCGCCGCGGCCACAAUGACGGCGUCCAAAGACCCGACGAAGAAGAAGCCCAAGGAGUCCCAGCAGGACGAGGAGUUUGUGGACGUGAGCCCGCCGGCGAGGAACUGGAAGGGCAUCGCCAUCUCCCUGCUGGUCAUCGUGGUCGUGUGCUCGCUCAUCACCAUGAGCGUGGUCGUCCUCACACCCGUGGAGGUUCCCGGCAGCAGCAGGUCCAGGCUGACGGUGGCGGACCUGUACAAGCCCGAGUUCAGCGUCCACGACCCGGAGGCCACGUGGAUCAGUGAUUCCGAGGUGGUUUACAGGAACCGCGACGGCCACGUCAUCAAGUUCAACUUCGCCCUGAACGAGACGGAGGUCAUUCUGAGCAACAGCACGUUUGUGGCUUUCAAGGUGGCCAAGUACUCGCUCUCUGCAGAUCUGAAGUACGCCCUGUUCGCCUACGACGUCAAACGGAUGUACAGAUAUUCCUACACGGCGUCUUAUAUCGUCUACAACAUCUACACGAGGGAGGUUUGGGAGCUGAAUCCUCCUGAGGUCCAGAACGCUGUGCUCCAACACGCAGCCUGGGGCAAACAAGGACAACAGCUGAUCUACAUCUUUGAGAACAACAUCUACUACCAGUCGGAUGUGAAGAGCGUCUCCCUGAGGAUCACUUCCUCUGGGAAGGAGGGCGUCAUCUUCAACGGCCUCUCUGAUUGGCUGUACGAAGAGGAGAUCCUGCGCUCGCACCUGGCUCACUGGUGGUCGCCGGACGGGGAGCGACUGGCCUUCCUGACCAUCGACGACACCCGGGUGCCCAACAUGGCUCUGCCCCAGUUCACCGGCAGCACCUACCCCAAAGGCCUGCAGUACCCGUAUCCUAUGGCCGGUCAGACCAACCCUGCGGUCAAGCUGUCGCUGGUCAACCUGUUCGGAGCGACUCACACUCAGGAGCUGCAGCCUCCCGAUCAGCUCCGGCACAGAGACUUCUACGUCACCAUGGUGAAGUGGAUAAGCUCCACCCACCUGGUGGUGCGCUGGCUCAACCGGGCGCAGAACGUGUCGCUGCUGACGGAGUGCGACGCCACGUUGGGAGUCUGUCAUCAGAGACACCGGGACACCUCGGAGACGUGGCUGUCCAGACAGGGACAGGCGCCGCUGUUCUCUAAGGACAGGAGCAGGUUCUUCCUCACGCUGCCUGUGAAACAAGGAGGUCAGGGAGAUUUCCACCACAUCACCAUGUUCACAAAGAAGCUGCGGAGCGACCAGGACGAGGUUCGCCAUCUGACCUCCGGCGACUGGGAGGUGACGGAGAUCGUAGCUUAUGACGAGAACAACCAGCUCGUAUACUUCCUGAGCACAGAGGACUCGGCGCAGCAGAGACACUUAUUCUGGGUCUCCACCCUCGGCCUGUUUCCACGGCGAUGUCUCACCUGUGGACUGAAGGAGGAGUGUACGUUCUUCGACGCGAACGUCCACCCCGAUGCACAGCACGCCGUCCUGAGCUGUGAAGGCCCUGGAGUUCCAGCUGUGCUGCUCCUGAAUCUGGACGACGUGGACUCGUAUUUCAUCCUGGAGAACAACCUCCCGCUGCGGACGGCGCUCCAGACCAAGAGGACGGUUCAGACCGACAUCCGCGUCAUCACCCACGGCAACUUCGAGCUGCCGCUGAAGCUCAACUACCCCCCCGACUUCUCCGAGUCCUUCCUCUACGGCCUCCUCCUCGUCGUCGGCAGUUCUCCCGGGACCCAGACGGUGACGCAGGAGUUCAAGCCGGACUGGGACUGGGUGCUGGUGGGAUCUGAGCAGGUCAUCGUGGCUCGACUGGACGGCAGAGGUUCUGGGUUCAGAGGUCAAAGGGUUUCACAGGAGGUUCAUCUGAAGCUCGGCUCCGUGGACGCUGAGGACCAGAUGGCUGCUCUCGAAUACCUGGUGAAGCUGCCGUUCAUCGACCGCACUCGAGUCGGAGUCUUCGGAGAGGAUUACGGCGGCUUCCUGGCGCUGACCAUGCUGAAGUCUCCGGAGCGGCUGGUGAGAUGCGCUGCAGCUCAGACUCCGAUCAUCGACUGGUCCAUGUACGCCUCGGCCUUUUCUGAGCGAUACUUGGGCUCGCCCUCCACCGAGGAGAGCAAAUACCAGGCGUCCAGAGUCCUGAGCAACAUGAAGGGUCUGCAGGGAGGAACUCUGUUCCUGGCUCACGGGACGGCCGACGCCAACGUCCACUUCACGCACUCGGCUGAGCUCAUCAAGCACUUGAUAAAGAUCGGAGCCAACUACACCAUGCAGAUUUACCCGGACGAGGGACACUUCCUGUCCCAGCGCAGCCGCAUCCAGCUGACUCACUCCCUGAUCGCUUAUUUCCGCGGCUGUCUCCUCGACGCGUCAUCGCUACUCGAGCAGCAGGGGGACGACGACUGAGAGGAACAGCCUUUCACCCCUGUGUGUCUCCGUUUGUGUGUCCCUGAGCGUUUGUGUCCCCCCCGUAGACUCAAGUGUGUGUCUGUGUGGGCGCGUGUGUGUGUUUUUUAUACCUGUCGUACAAUAUUUGACAAAACAAGCUUCUUCUCGACAUUAUAGAUUAGUUUCCAUCGCUCGUCACCUCAGUAGAAUAAAGUCCCACCGUCCGCUCUAUUGUCGAGUGUCACGAUGCUGUGCAGACCUGUAGGGGGCGCUAGCGUAUUAUUUAAUUCAAAAUGUAUUUAAAUACGUAAAUAAGUGACGGUAGCUUGUUGAUAAUGUGUGUAACUUCGGCCACUAGGGGUCGCCCAAUCAAAACAAUAACAAAAGAGUAUAUACUAUAUGUAUAAAAGUUUUACUGACGUUACACAGAAGCAUAAAUCUAGUGUUUAGACAUUUUAAUGAAGAAUUGUUGCAUAUUUUAUCUUUAAAGAUUCUGCAAUUGGCAAAAAUCUAAAGUUAAAAAUGAUGAUCAACCAAGUGAAACAAAUGCAUUUAAAUUGAAACG